AUGGACGACCUCAAGCACUACCUCGAGUACAUCCUCACCCCGUCGACGCCCGUCUUCGUCGUGGGCGCGCUGAUUGUGCUGCUGGUCCCCAUCCUCGUCCACUUCUACAUAUCCAGCGCGACGCCCUACACCAACUUGCCCUCGAUCCUACUCAUCGGCCCUCCCGGCGCAGGCAAGACUUCGCUGUUGACGCUGCUCGAGCGCGGCGACAAUGCAGUCCCCACCCACACAUCUCAGAUCACCCAGUCCGUGGAACUGACCGUCUCGACCGACGGCGGCAUCCAGUCCUUCCGUGACGCCGCCAGAGAUGACGCACCCGGCAGCCACAAGAAGUUCAUGUUGGUCGACACCCCAGGCCACGGAAAGCUGCGCGAAUCCGCCAUGGCCAAGAUCAAUGCGAACGACCCCCUGAAGGGCGUCGUGUUUGUGCUCGAUGCCUCCGCGCUGGACGAGAACCUCCAGGCCAUGGCCAACUACCUCUUCGACGUGCUGCUGGCGCUCCAGAAGCGCAUGGGCGUAGGGAAGACGUCCAAGGCCCCCCAUGCCGUCCACCUCCUCCUAGCCGCCAACAAGGCCGACCUGUUCACUGCCCUGCCUGCAUCUUUGGUGAAGAGCAACCUGGAAGCCGAGCUCGGCAGGAUACGGCAGAGCAGGAGCAAGGGCCUCAAAGCCUCUGGUGUGGCUGUUGGCGAGAUGGAUGACGAAGACAACGAAGAUUGGCUGGGAGAGUACGGCGCCGAGAAGUUUGCCUUCAGCCAGAUGCGCGAGUUUGAUGUCGAGGUUGACGUUGUCGGCGGUAGUGUGCUCGAGGGCAAGGUCGACAAGUGGUGGGAUUGGAUCUCAGAACGAGUGUAA
This is a messenger RNA of Neoarthrinium moseri, 855 nucleotides long. RefSeq lists its product as uncharacterized. Gene Ontology annotation, molecular function: ATP hydrolysis activity. The record is from RefSeq and is a predicted model, not a curated record. NCBI's taxonomy places the organism in Eukaryota, Fungi, Ascomycota, Sordariomycetes, Amphisphaeriales, Apiosporaceae. Bases 1 to 855 code for a protein of 284 amino acids. The transcript has a single exon.